Messenger RNA from Paramormyrops kingsleyae, 4970 nucleotides. The record is from RefSeq and is a predicted model, not a curated record. NCBI's taxonomy places the organism in Eukaryota, Metazoa, Chordata, Actinopteri, Osteoglossiformes, Mormyridae.
CCUGCCCCCAAACCAAAACCGUAAAUCCAAUUCCAGCCCCCAAGUCCUUUCCCUAACCCUGAUCCAAACCCCUACCUGCAGACUUUCGUUUUCCCCUAACCAUAACCCUAACCCUAAUAUUACAGUUAACUAAAUUAGCCUUAACCUUUGUCUCUUUCUAAACCUAUCCAAUCAGAAUAUAUGCCUAAACUUAACCUUUAAAACAGGCCUAACACUUUCGGACCAAAGCCUUUAACAUUUAUUAAAUCAUGUAAACCUAUUUAACCGUAAUGUAUAUUGGAACCAAAACAAACUUUAACCUAAUUCUCUAAAAACUUUUACAUCAUUGCGACACCAUGGUGACUCAUGAAGUAAGCAUUGAACGUGAUUACUGGACCCUGGGAACAGAGUGACAAGCGCCGGCCCGUGCAUUGCCUUUGAUUCUCUAUACCAAACUGCUCUAGUCAUCAGACAUAGUGGGGAGAGUCAUCGAGAUAGAACUACUUACACCUAACCCGCCAGUGCCUUCGGACAACCAUUCCCAUGGGUAGCCUUUAAGAUCACGAUCUGGUCUGUUGGAAUGGUGGGUGUGAGAAAGGCUUAGGUUGCGGUUGAGACAGAUUCACUGUGUCCUGCUCCUCUGCCGAAAUCCAUCUAUCUGGUUCGACAGAUCUUCUUUGCAGACUUCUGAUCACUAAUACAAUAUAAUUGAUUAGAAUCCACGGUCAGGAUUUUCCAUGCCCCUUUCUGCUCUGAUGAAGAGUUUAAGAGGAGCAAUGGGAGCGGAGCCCGCCUAACCCGGCAAGGUUGUUGUUGAGACCUAAACCAGUGUCCAACUUCCAAGUCUCUGAUCCAUUCCUACCCUGGUUCUAUAAAUAAUAACUAUAUUAAUUUACUUACCAUAAGUAUCCGAAGACAGGUUUUCCCACAUCCUUCUCUGCUUUUUGGAGGAGGAUUACAGUAUGAUGCGAUCAUGGCUUUCCUAUACCGGCAAGGUCGUUGUUGAGACCUAACCAGGUGUCCAACCUCCAGCUCCUGAUCCAUUCCUACGCCCCUAGCCGCAGACACGGAACCAGAUCCAAAGCCAAACGGAAAUUGGCAAAUCAGAUUCUGCAUUCCCUCGCAAGUAAAGAACCACAUAUGGAACCACUUCAGAUGAUCGCUAACAUAACUCCUCAACCACCAAUGACUGGACCUACAACCUACACCAAAGAAAAUACAACUAUGAGCAGUACUUACUCCUCGAUUACGACGCACAUUCCACAUUCUCCUCCACCCUGCAGCCCGGUCUUCUCACUCCCACAAAGUCCAUCAUCUACCACAUCUCAAUUUGAACCAAGCUUUCUUACCUGGACCACUUGCUUUAAUGCUGACCCCCCGAUCGACCAGAGUCCUAACAUUUCACCCCCUACACGAGACCUUCCACUGACACACUAUAAUUUGGAUCAGGACCUGGAUUCAACCAAUCCAGAUACAAAUCUGGAUGAACUUCUCAAUCUAAUCUACGAAACAGAAUGUGCCAAGUUCGAACGACAUGAACAUGGGGGUAACAAAACUCUCAACUGGUCAUUGACACCCACAAGACCAAUCUUGAUUAUAGGGGACUCAAACCUAGCCAGACUGCUGUUAAUUCAAGACAAAAGAAUCCAAGUGGAUUGCUAUCUUGGAGCAAACAUGGCACAUGCCACACAUCUACUACGACAAAAAACCCGCACUUCCAUUGACACUCAAACAGUCGUCUUAUCGUUUGGCAUUAAUGACCGUGACAUAACCAACCCUACAUUAAUGGAACAAAGACUGAAACGUCUCAUCAACACGGCGCAAAUUACCUUCCCAUUUGCUGACAUAUUUGUUCCUCUGAUUAACUACUCUACAAAAUUUCAACCAACAACACAACGGAACAUCAAAACCUGGAACAGUACCAUCAAGGAAUCGGACCGCUACAUCACAAGCCUACCUCGAUCCCUUUUUCACACAGCAAGGGACAACAUCCACUGGACACCAGACACUGCCACAGCCAUGUGGAAUCACUGGCAGUCUUUUUUAGCCUUGGCCCCCAACCCACACGACAACACCUGACAACUCCCUCUCCCAAUAAUACGGUGGUCAAUUUAUCAACAUCACGACAUAUCUCCAAAAGCCACCUACAAAUCUUGGACAGGGGACUCUCCUUCAUCCCCACAUCCACCAAAUACCGGGACAUUCGUAAAUCAUUGGCAGGAUAUCUUCAACAAUAGCACAGAUGCCUUAAACUACUCACUCAUUUUGGUCCCUCGGCUCCCAAAAAGACUGCCCCUUUACACCUUAAGUCUACUUGGGAACCAAAAAACAGCGACCUUCCCAAGUCUCUACAGUAAUUAAUCCAAAAAGACAAAAAAGACUUGCUCACCUGUCAAAUACUCAACGAAAAACCAAAUUUGACUGCAAGAGAAACCUCACAACUACAGGAAUUAAUUAAUCUAAAAACUGUAGUGUUCAAACCGGCGGACAAAGGAUCAGCAGUGGUAAUCCUGGACAGAAAGGAUUAUGUUUUGGAGGCCUUGAGACAAUUAGAGGACCCCACUUACUACCAACUUUUGGACAAACCGAUUUACCCACACACCGCCACUCAAGUUCAUGAAAUUUUGGAACAGCUGGUACGCUUUAAACACAUCACACAAUCUCAGUUCCUUUAUCUCAAGGGCCAAUCGCCUCCACGACCGAGAUACUUCUAUCUACUCCCAAAGAUCCACAAACCACCGGAAUCUUGGACAAUCCCCCACAAGAUUCCUCCCGGAAGACCAAUUAUAUCUGAUUGUGGCAGUGAGUCUUAUGGGUCAGCGGAACUUCUUGACCAUUUUCUAAACCCACUCUCAAACAGACAUUGUAGUUAUGUCAAGGACACAAAUGACUUUGUGAAGAAAGUUCGUUCCCUUACAUUAACGGAACACUGCUUUCUUUUCUCAAUGGACGUCGAGAGUCUGUACAAAAAUAUUGACGACGAAAAAGGUAUUGCAGCGGUUGAAAAGACCCUCAAAAGAUACCGCAAUCCACAGAGACCGGACAAACAAAUUUUGUCCAAAUCAAAGGUACAGCGAUGGGGAAACGCUUUUCUCCAGCAUAUGCCAAUAUUUACAUGGCAGAAUGGGAGGACUCAGUGUUUUGCAAGUGCCAAAAACUUCCAUUGAUCUAUCUACGUUACCUGGACGAUAUUUGAGGUGUCUGGACACACUAUGAAAAUGACUUUGAACUGUUUGUCAAGACUGUCAACGAACACCACAGUUGCAUUAAACUAAAACCAGUCCUUCAUCAAACCGAAAUUAAUUUUUUGGACACUACAACUUUCAAAGGCCCAGACUUUGCUACAACAGGUAAGUUGGACGUAAAAGUCUAUUUUAAGGAUACAGACACAUGCACUACUACACUGUAGUAGUUUCCAUCCUAAACAUACAUUCAGGGGAAUCCUACGAUCUCAAAUCCUGAGAUUCAAAAGGAUUUGCACUAGAGAGGCGGAUAGACGGACAGCCACACAAAUCCUGUCCUGUGCCUUACGAGACAGGGGAUAUUCUCGCUCCUUCUUGAGACACAACCAAGGAAGUUCUGACUGAACCUCUUGUCAGUCAGAACCGUACCUCAUCCUCUACGGAAACACCAAUUAUCCUCAUUGUCUCAAUUAAUUCAUCAACCGGCAAACGACUACAACACAAGCUUAAGAAAAACUUCCAGGAACUCAUGGAAGGGACACAACUUGCAUCCAAACACAGACUAAUCUCUGCGUUUAAGAAAAACCUAAAUCUACAGGAUCUUUUGGUUAGAGCACGUCUUCCCCCCUUAAAAACCAAGACCAGUCUACCAACGGGACCUCGUGUGAUCACCAACCACCAAAAUAAGGGACGAAAAACCGAUACAGCCCUGGUACGACACUUCCAAUCACACGGUUUAAACAACCUCAGGAUGGUUGGUUUGGAAAGUCGUGCAGGUUGGACUCAGGAGCAACGGAGAUCUUCUGAAAGGAAAUGGAUAUCACGACUAGGUUGCAGAAUUACAAACGGUCUAAAUGACAAAUAAGAAUUGAAAAUAAUCCAUUUACCAAUGUAAGGUAUUUUGAUUAAAAAAUAAUCCAUUUACCAAUGUAAGGUAUUUUGAUUAAAAAUUACAUUAUGUAAAUAAUUAUUAAGUGUUUGACCUUUAAUCUUGUACAUAGUUAAAUAAUUUAAUUAGUUUUUCACUUUCCUACUCAUGUAAUAUGAUCAGUUUGUUUGAGAAUGUAUGUCUAUGGGAUCAUUAAAAACCAAACAAGGCAGGGACUGGAGUGAGGAUAUUUGAUUCAAUGGCAACUGCCUCAUGGAAUCUGUGAUCUGACUGGUCCCAAUGCCUUGUUGUUUUGAAGUUUCCUAUGUCAUCAUCUCAGAAUUUAAUUAACCUAAUUUAACUGUAAACAUAGUCCUACACUUGACUAUAAACUAAACAUAAUUUAACCCCUUUUAAACUUAGUUUUAUUAUUUUGAUUUAACCCUCUUUGCAAUCUUGACUACAAUUUUGUCACCACAAUUUAAACCAAUUGUUUUGUUUUCAACACUACCUCUAAUACUCAAACCGUACUACAUCAAGCAAGGAGCUGUGAUGAGAAACUAAAAACAACAUUAUUUCAAACUGGAAGAAAACGCAAUGAGUUACUAAACCCCCGCUAUUGUUUCUUGAAACAUACAACCAAACCUUUUUCCUUAGCCUUUCUUAAGCCUAACCAUGAGUUCUUUAACCCUAUGGAGUGAACCAGGGGCCCCUUGCAUGGGGGGGGGCAUUUCUUCCCUCUUUGGAAUAAUUACCUUAUAACUUCAGAUAUAAAAGUCACAGACACAUGCCUGAUACCUAAAAGCAAAGUUGACCGCUUUACAAUUGAUUGUAGGAAGUUCAAUAACGAGAUGAAUAACCUGUGUAUAAUUUAUGGACAUGCGAAUAUAACAAAAACAGCUGGAAAAAUACAAAAACCUGUCUUUGUGUCUUGGAUUUUU